Lytechinus pictus (painted urchin) is the source of this 4931-nucleotide messenger RNA. RefSeq lists its product as uncharacterized. Gene Ontology annotation, biological process: retrotransposition. Gene Ontology annotation, molecular function: single-stranded RNA binding. Bases 534 to 1253 code for a protein of 239 amino acids. The record is from RefSeq and is a predicted model, not a curated record. Gene Ontology annotation, cellular component: ribonucleoprotein complex. The transcript has a single exon. Lineage: Eukaryota; Metazoa; Echinodermata; Echinoidea; Temnopleuroida; Toxopneustidae.
GCGUCGGGUCAGCCGGGUUUUCUCUACUCUACAAAUUUACUUGGAUUUUGCCACUUUUUAACUUUCUUCAUUGUAUUUUACCUUAUAUGUGUGUUGCCUAACUGUACAUAGUCAACCAGAAGUGAUUCAUUUUACUACUAUCAUUCAUCAACGUGUGAUUUUAAUCAACGAUUUGCAGUGGUAAUGUAGCAACUAUUACUACGGUCCCAUUAACUGACUUUCGUGUUAUUUUUGUACAUUUGAUUGCCACUGAACUCCACUCAUGAGUCAUGUACUUUAUAUAUGGAGCUAGUCAGAGCUACGAUUCUUUUUUUCUUGUUCAUCGAAGUGACUGAUUGCCUACUCUUGCCAUUGUAGUUGAGCUUAUUCGUCUAUUAUCUCCUGGUAUCAUUGUUCAUCAUUCUAUGCAUUCUUCUAUUCUUCAUCCUUUCAUGCCUUUGUGAGAAAAGGUGAAUGAACUGAGUCUGAGUGAUCACUUCAACUACAUUGAGUCUAGACUAUAUACAUUAUCAGUCAAUGCUUCAACUUCAAGUAUGACCACUAGGAGUAUGGCCAUGGAGAAAUCAACGGCAACUAUGGUGUCUGCGGUGAUUAAAGACAUUCUCACUGAUCCUAGGUUUGAAAGUGUUGUGGCUGGUCAUAUAGAGAAACGUCUGUUAGAUAUCAAGGAAGAACUACAAACCCAAGAAGCACGUAUUCUUGACCUAGAAUCAACAUCGAAAUCCAAGAGCGCUGAAAUUGAAUCCCUUCGAUCCCAAUUGGAAACCCGAACGAACGCUUUAAAUGCCUUGAACAAUCGUCUGGAAGGUCUGGAGCAGUAUUCUAGGAGAAAUUCCCUUCGCUUCUUCGGCAUUAAAGAAUCACCUGGUGAGAACACAGAUGACAUCAUUAUAAAGCUUGCCACGGAUAACCUGAAGAUGAAUCUGCGCAAAGAGGACAUCGAUCGCAGCCAUCGCAUAGGUCCACCCAAGGAGUCCACCUCUGAAAACACCAAACCACGGGCUAUCAUCGUUAAGUUCGCUUCGUACAGGAAACGUCGCGAGGUCAUCGGAAACCGGCGUAAACUAGCAGGUAAACGAAUGUCCAUCUUAGAAGACCUGACUGCAAAGAAUGCUGUUCUUCUCAAUGCCGCUCGCCUUAGUCCUAAAGUGAAAUCUGCAUGGUCCAUCGACGGUCGAAUAUUUGCAUUACCAAAUACUGCUGGUAGCGUGAAGAAACUCUUAACUUGUAAGGAAGAUAUAAACAAGCUCUGAUCACAUGUAUUGAUCUGCCAUGUAUACUUCUGGUUGACUCUUACCAUUUAUCCUCCUCACUAUGAAACUGGACUCUUAUCUCGAACUUUUUGAACUUUAUAGCUACUUUUUUCCCACUUUGGCGGGACCAAUGUUAUUUGUAAUACUGUAUAGAAUGUUUUCAUAUUUUGCAUGUUUCUUGUUUCUCUUUCCUUAUUAUUCUCAACUACUCUGUUUUGUCUCAACUAUUCCUCCUGUAUCCUUUUCCUGUUAUUUCUAUUACUUUAUUAUAUUGCUUACACAACUUGAUGUCAGGUGAUGAUUUCUACAGUUGUAAUACCAAUGCUCCUUUGCAAUUUUCAUAUAUGUAUGAUUCUGUAUUCCCUUUUCAGGGUAUAGGUGACGAUGAAUUCAGUGCAAUAUUUCAAGAUACAGUGACAUGUACAGAUUUUGAUAGACAUAUGUUUAAUGAACUCUCACAAAAUAACGAUGAAUUCCAUUUUAGCAGAUUUCUUAACUGUAAAUAUUUUGUUGACGACGAUUUUACCUCUCAGUUCAACGACGUUCAUAAUCAUUUUAGUAUUCUUCAUUUCAAUUCUCGUAGUCUAAACAAAAACUUCAAUGCUAUCUCUACUUUCAUAUCCACUUUGUGUAUCGAUUUCUCAAUAUACGGUUUCUCUGAAACAUGGAUCUGUAAAAAUACCCCUUUGUUAUUUAACAUUCCAGGUUAUUAUUUUGUCCACUCUAGCCGUCAACAUGGCAAAGGUGGUGGUGUUGCUUUAUUAGUUUCUGAUACUUAUAAUUUUAAUAUCCGUAAUGAUUUUUUACAACCUUCAAAUAAUUAUGAAUCACUUUUUAUUGAAAUUGACAUGUUUAGAGAAAAGAACAUUAUAAUAGGUGUAAUAUACAGGAAACCUCAAUCAAAUAUAAAUGAAUUUUCAACCAUCUUUGAAAAUUGUUUAAACAAGCUUGAUUCUGAAAACAAACAGGUUUAUUUAAUGGGUGACUUCAACAUAGAUAUUUUGAAGUAUACUAAUGCUACUAUAAGUAAUUUUCUCAGUAUAAUACAUUCUCACUUCUUUAUUCCUUUAAUUGACAAACCUUCUAGGGUUACUGCUGGAUCUAUGUCACUCAUUGAUAAUAUAUUUACCAAUAAUUUUGAUUUAAAUGUUUCCUCUGGUCUAUUCUACAAUGAUAUAUCUGAUCACUUCCCUAUUUUUCAAAUAACACAGAAACAAUUUCCUGUCCAUGGUAUUCCUGAGCUUAGUCUACGUCUUAUCAAUGAUGAUACUAUUAAUGCAUUUAAACAUGAGCUCCUAGAUUAUGACUGGACUAAAUUAUUUGAUAUUACUGAUACAACGCUUGCUUUUGACAAAUUUCUUGAUACUUUUACUCUUUUAUACAAUAAAGUUUUUGUAACAAAAUCAUAUAAAUCCACCCGUAAAAAAAUCAAAAAGCCAUGGAUUUCUCCUGAUCUUUAUAAAAAAAUCAAAGAUAAGAAUAGAAUUUAUAAAUCAUAUAUAUUAAACCCUUCUGAAAGCAACAGGCAAAAAUAUGUUAAAGCAAGAAACCAUAUAAAUAGGUUAUUAAGGUAUGCUCGUAAAGACUAUUACAAAACUAAAUUUUUUGCAAUGAAGGGAAAUAUGAAACAAACUUGGCGGCUCAUCAAUGAUAUAUUACAUAAAACAAAAAAUAAAUUACCAAAUUAUAUCAAUGCUGAUGGAAGGCGAAUCACAGAUUUUAAAGAGAUAGCUGAUUUUUUUAAUACUUAUUUCGUCAACAUUGGUUUAUCUUUAAACAAUUCAAUAUCUCAGACUUCAAACAGCUCUGAUAAUUUUACCAAAUUCUUGCCCAUGCAAAAUUCAAAUUCUCUUUACUUCAAACCUAUUACUGAGAGCGAUAUCACUGAUGUUGUUAAAAAGCUAAACUGUACAAAUAGUUGUGGCAUUGAUAAUUUUAAUCCUCGAGUUAUAAAGAAUGUUAUAUAUUGUAUAGUCAAACCAUUAUGAUUUAAUCUUUAAUUUCUCUAUUUUGACUGGUAUUGUACCUUUCAAAUUAAAGAUUGCAAAAGUUAUACCUGUUCAUAAGAAAAGUGAUGUUCAUGAUGUUUUUAAUUAUCGACCAAUUUCCAUACUUCCUUAUUUUUCAAAAAUUCUGGAAAGGCUUAUUUACAAUCGACUUUAUGAUUUUUUAUGUACAAAUUCAAUUUUAAAUGAAUGUCAAUAUGGUUUCCUAAAGAAUGUUUCAACCGAAAUGGCUGUAAUUGAUUUACACGAUUAUUUAAUUAAUGUUUUCAAUAAAAAACUUUACUCUAUUGGAGUAUUCUUAGACUUAAGCAAAGCUUUCGACACCAUUGACUUUUCAGUACUUAUAUCAAAACUUUAUAAUUAUGGAAUAAGAGGGUUACCUCUUCAGUGGUUUCAGAAUUAUUUAUACAAUAGAAUUCAAUACGUUUCUUUUAACAAUAUUUUGUCCAACCCAUUAGAGAUUUCAUGCGGCGUGCCCCAGGGGUCAAUCCUCGGGCCCCUCCUUUUUCUGAUAUAUAUCAAUGACCUGCCUUUUUGUUCUGAUAAAUUGAAAUUCAUUUUAUUUGCUGAUGACUCCAAUAUUUUAUUUACUUCAAAUGAUAUUACUUCUCUAUAUGACACAUUAAACAUUGAAUUAUUGAAAGUUUCGAACUGGUUUAAAUGUAAUAAAUUGGUAAUUAAUGCUGAUAAGUCUAACUUCAUAUACUUUUGUUCCCAAUAUCGACGUUUAUCAGCAGAUAUCCUCGAUUCAUUUAAAUUGGAAAUGUCAGGAAACUAUAUCAAACGUGUUACCUCAACCAAAUUCUUGGGUAUUACUAUUGACGAAAAUUUAUCUUGGAAAACUCAUAUAGCCCAAAUUAACAAAACAAUAUCUAGAAAUGUUGGUGUCAUCAGCAAACUUCGCCAUGUCUUGCCUCAAUCCGUUUUGCUAAUGUUAUACAAUACUCUUAUUUUACCGUAUCUCAGUUACUGUAAUAUUGUUUGGGCAAAUACUCAUCCAACCAAACUCAAAUGUUUAUACCUCCUGCAAAAGAGGGUUGUCAGAAUAAUUACACUUUCUCAUUAUCAAGCCCAUUCUAGCCCACUAUUUAAACAACUCAAUAUAUUAGAUGUAUACCAGUUAAAUGACUAUAUGUGUGCAAUUCUCAUAUUUAAACAUGUAAACACUCAACUUCCUAAAUACAUAUCGGAUAUGUUUGUAAAGAACAGUUUAAUUCAUACUUAUAAUACUAGAAACAGGAAUCAAUACCACAGAUGGAAUGUGAAUACAGAAUUUACUUUUUAUUCAUGUAGGCAUCAUGCUCCUACAAUCUGGAAUUCACUCCCUACAUUUAUAACCUCUAUUUCAUUUUAUAACAGAUUUAAGCACAAUGUAAAGCUAUAUUUGAUCAAACGUGACUCUCGUUGAAGUUUAAAUGAUUUUUGUCUUCUUUCCUUUCAACCCCCCCCCCCCUCUGCUUUUCAUUCUCUCCUACCCUUUUCAUGUAUGUUUGUUCUGGGUUAGUCUUGGUGCAAGACGCAAUUCAUUUUUAUUUACUGAAUAUUUACUGAAUUUGUUCUCCGCUCUUAUUAAUUGAUCAAAUCUUAUGCAAGUAAGGGAGCUGUCUUGACAAGACCUUUACGGUCUUUUACAGCUAUACCUAAUUUCAAUACUUUUUCUAUUCAAUACGCA